AUGUCAUUCGCAAGCGUAUCAGGGAACGACGAGCAACCAGCCAAGCCACCUAUCACAAGCCGGCCCCUCCACUCUCAACACCAGAACCAGGUCACGCUCCCGAAUACCGUCAAGGGGGAGCCGUUCCCGCUCGAGAACUCCAUCUCGAUCCAGGCAACAACGCUCAAGAUCCCGGUCUGCAUCGGCAUCACGCAUCGGCAUCUCACCUUGUUCUACCAACAAGAACAAGAUAACCCAGAAAUAGCUCACCUUAAGCGCGAGAACACCAUCCUACGUGAUCUCCUAACUAAACUCACGCAGGAGGUUAGAGACCUCAAACAAUCCCAAACACCAGCCCCUACACCUAUCGCUCAGAACGCCCCUGCCCCUAGUCAAGAGGCCCCUACAACUCCCGCCCCCAAGAAGAGAGCCCUGCAAGAUGGAGCCACGGGCCAGGUCCGCUCUCAAGUUAAAGACAUGCUCACCUCACUUCAAACAACUGUGAGCACUUUCCAACAUGCACUGGACUCCAUCCAGCACGCACUCAUUGACAGGGUGCUGCAUGGCCUAAACGACUUCGCGCUGCCGUACCUCGACGACGUUGCUGCUUUUUCAGACUCCUGGGAAACGCAUCUGGAGCAUCUAAGGAAAGUGUUUGAGUGUCUAAGGAGCGCGGUGUUGACGGUGAAAGCCGAGAAGUGUGAACUGGGAGGAGCUCAAGAGGCCGAGGACGCCCAGGAAGCCCCGGAGGCGCAGGAGGCCCAGGAAGCCCAGGAAGCCCAGGAAACCCAGGAGGUCCAGGAGGCCAUGGAGGCCAUGGAGGCGGCGAAGCUGCCGGGGGCCCAGGAGGCCCCGGGGGCCCAGGAGUCGCCGGGGGCUCAGGAGGCGCCGGGGGCUCAGGAGGCGGUGGAGGCACCGGGGGCCCAGGAGGCCCAGGAGGCGCCGGAAGCCCAGGAAGGUCCGGAGGCCCAGGAGGCGCCGGUGGUUCAGGAGGCGACGGAGGCGACGGAGGCGCUUGAGACCCAGGAGGCCCCGGACGCCCCCCCCCCCCCCCUCCCCCCGGAUGCCCAGGGCACCCAGGCGGCCCAGGAGGCCCCGGGAGCGGAGAAAACUGUUUAGCUGUGACACUAAAUGCGUACCUUGCGACCGGGUGCAAGGGGAACUGGCGACUGAAUCUCCUACGCGAAAGGAGGAAAGCAAGAAGGCAGUUCUGGAGGGAGGGGUGCGGAUUCUACGCUGCCGCAACAGCCUACUUGUACUUUGCUCGGCUGCGUGCAGUCGCGCGCACAGUAUUUUGAAAGGGAUCUCCACACGGCUCUUAACUAUGUAUGCUCUGUGCUUUCGUCACUAAGUUUCCGUUCAAGCGAUAGACGGCAUUAACGCUUGCUCACGCCAGCAUUCUGACUGGUCUGCGGUUAUCGAGUGUAAUCUAUUCAUGUUCACUUGUGCGCGCUGACACCAUGCUUGUUCAUUCAGUUAGUAAGCGAAUAUGUCCAAGUUUAUGCAGCCGAUAAAACUACUAUCCUUACUCCGUGUAGCUCUCUACUAAUUUGCUACCGCAAUUGCUGCUUCGUCUUUCUGUCGAAACUGCAGCUUUUUCAUGUAUCCGGUAGUCUUGCGUUACUUUAGCGGUUUUCUUUUUUUUUUUUGCAGGACGCAAUAAAAAGUCACCCUUCGCGUAACUUUCGCUGUUUUAUUCUUUUCGUGAUGAACGCAAUGAAAAGUCAUCCCUCGCGUUACAAUCGCGGUCGCAUUGCAAUCGAAUAAAUACGGUAUGUACCUCCCUGUGUACUCCCGGACAAAACAUUGUUUUGGUUAGUGCCGCUAUGAUCUGCCUUCUAUUUCUGUGCCCGGUAACAUGGCCCUUUCCAUUAUGACUCUUCUAUGUUGUAUCAGCAGCAUCAAUUGCUUCAUGUGUUUACUCUCACUCCAAAAUUUUCUAUAUACCAGGUCCUUUCUCAGCUCAUAUGUAGCACCUUCUCUGACCCCUUCUCGCGUAGGUCGACCACACAUCCUCUGCAUCACGUACCUGAGUGUUCUAUUCUCUCUCUGCUGCCUUCCCGGCUCUUCCACGGAUACAUCAAGUUGCCUUACUACCAUAUGCGCGUUCACCCUCUUGUUCUGUAUCCCUCUUACUGUUGUCACAGUUCCUAGAUCUGUUUGACCAGAUAGGUUUACUGAGCGACUAUGAGUCCUCGAGUCCACUCGGUCUUGGUAUAUUUCCGAAGAUCAGGUAACACAGCGGGUCUUCUACGCACCUGGCUGUCACCAUUCCUGUAUACUUCGGUGUGAAUAUAUAGAUCUUAGCCUCCGGGAGGUAUCUCACCGAGCUGUCCAUGAACAUAACUGGUUUUACCUGCCCCGCCAUGCUUUUUGGAGAUACCAAACUUAUUCUUACUAGUAGAGUGUCCGCACCCGUGUCUCUUAAUACAGUAGCCUUCUUUCCUCCUUCUUUACCUUCCACCACUGGCAUAUCUCGCUCUUUACUCUCGACAAUGGCUGCACUUACGACCUCUAAUCUUUCCGUUUCUUCAGACCUGCGAGCUUCGCGAUUUUCACUAGGGGCUAUAAUCAUUGACACUUCUCGUGGUCUGCGUUUGCAUUCCUCAGUUUUGUGUCCGCUCUUGUUACACCAUUCACAUAUAUCCGUUCACAUUGGUCAUCACGUCCCGCACGACAUUGAAUUGAUUUAUGACCGCGACGGUCACAGAGCAAACAUCUCUGCUGUCCCCUGCGGCCAUCCAUUUGGAGUUUCUCUGUCAGCUUAACUUCCUCUGAAGUGGGCGCACCUCUAACACCCUUUCCUAAAUUUCUCAAUACCUGCGCCUCUACAAACAGGUCUGUUUGUUCUGCCGUCUCCUCCGCAGUCUGUAGUUCUCUCUUUCAGAAAUAUGGUCAAACCAUUGCUACAUCUGGCCAGGAAUUGCUCACCCACAACUUGGUCGUGAACUCCUUCAUAUAUUUUUUUUUUGUUUCGGACAGCACUAUCCACCUCUCAAAAUAGUUUGUCAGACGGCAUGCGAACUGCGUUCCCAUUUCUGAAUCUUCUGGCUUGCACAGUGUGAACUUUUCCGAAAACCUUCAGCGGUCAACCUGAACCUUUGCAAUAAAAAUUUUUAUUUUUUA
Molecule: messenger RNA, 3105 nt
Organism: Dermacentor silvarum
Lineage: Eukaryota; Metazoa; Arthropoda; Arachnida; Ixodida; Ixodidae
Product: fibrous sheath CABYR-binding protein-like
Exons: 4
Coding region: 1-1098 (365 amino acids)
Source: RefSeq, a predicted model, not a curated record